Didymodactylos carnosus is the source of this 1182-nucleotide messenger RNA. Lineage: Eukaryota; Metazoa; Rotifera; Eurotatoria; Philodinida; Philodinidae. The record is from the annotation of a GenBank genome assembly.
AUGUCAGAAAACAGUAAUGUCGCUUUGAUUCAACGUGUGCGUGGCGAAUCAUUCUUAGUGGCACCACGCUACAUCAAUUUGAAGUAUUUGGGUAAUGGAUGUUAUGGAAUGGUUGUAUCUGCGUUAGAUACAAAAACAGAUACACCAGUAGCAAUAAAGAAAAUUUCUCCGUUUGAUUAUCAAACAUAUUGUCAACGAACAUUAAGAGAACUUCGUAUACUAACCCGAUUUAAACAUGAAAAUGUAAUUGAGGAGAAUUCUUAUCGUUUGCUAAUUGGGAUUUGUGAUUUUGGUUUGGCAAGAUCGUGCGACUUUGGCUAUGAUAGCGGAUUUCUUACAGAAUAUGUUGCCACUAGAUGGUACAGAGCACCUGACGUUAUGCUAAAUUCACGUGGUUAUAAUAAAGCAAUUGAUAUUUGGUCGUGUGGAUGUGUUUUAGCCGAAAUGAUGCUUGGAAGACCACUUUUUCCAGGCCGACAUUAUUUGGAUCAAUUAAAUAUGAUAUUCGCUGUUAUCGGCUCACCAUCAAAUGAUGAUUUAGAAUGCAUUCAUAAUGAAAAAGUGAAAAAACUUGAUCUACCGAGUCAUUGUUUUUCAUUGAAUUAUAAAAAAAUUAAUUUUCUUAGGCUCGAUCCAUUGGAUAUGCUUGACAAACUUUUAACAUUCAAUCCUGACAAACGUUAUACAGCCGAUGAAGCAUUGGCACAUCCGUAUUUAGCUCAAUAUUAUGAUGCAGAUGAUGAGCCUAUUUGUCUCACACCGUUUACCUAUGAUGAUGAAUUGUCUGGCGUACCAUCGACGUGUUCACCAGAUACAUUACGAAAACAAUAUCAUCGUUUACUAUUGGAAUAUCAUCCCGAUAAAUGUUUUGAUGUUGAAAAAUUAGAACGAUAUUAUUCGAUUAAAAAUGCAUUUAAAAUACUAUCCGAUGAUACUUUACGCCAAAAUUAUGAACAAGAACAAAAACGUCAAACAUUAAUAAUGAUGCCUCUAUUACAUGUGCAUAUCGAUGAUAUGGAUGAAUUUGUGGAUAACGAUUCAAGAAAUAUUUCUUAUUCCUAUGAUUGCCGUUGUGGAACUCUAUUAACAGUUGAGAAUGAUAAAUUACAAGAACUAGAAAUAAAUGGGACAAUUAUUAUUGAGUGUGAAAAUUGUUCGAUGACGAUAGAAAUUCGAAAAUAA